This is a messenger RNA of Closterium sp. Yama58-4, 2286 nucleotides long. The record is from the annotation of a GenBank genome assembly. NCBI's taxonomy places the organism in Eukaryota, Viridiplantae, Streptophyta, Zygnematophyceae, Desmidiales, Closteriaceae.
AUGGCGGGUACAAUGAAGCGAACGCGGAAGCUGCAGAUUAGCUGCGGGGACGAGGAGGACGAUGCGUUUCCCAGCCAUGGGCUAUGGGAGAUAAGGAAUGAUGACGUGGACAGCGGCUCGACGAUAGAGUCCAAGCCAGGCGGUGCUACUGGUAGUGGUAGCGGAGCUGAGCGGUCUAAUUUAGAGACGUCCUUAGUAAGAGAAAGCUCAGUGAUUCCUACUCCUAGCACCACCACCACCGUAACGACAAGCAUUGCCGACUUUAACUCAUCGAAAUAUGGCGACUCGGUAUCUUCCGCUUGGGACCACAUUUUAGGAAGCGACGCGACUCCCACCGGAAGCGGCGGCCGCGGGUUGCAUGAUUCCCCUCUCACUCCGACCCCGCCAACUCCGAUACACGACAAAAUUCUCCAGUCCACGUCGAUCGAGAUCGGUCACAUCGGCACGCUGACGUGGCGCCAGCUGGCGGUUGACCGCGAUUUGAGGCUGAUUUCCUGGUGGCAUCACGUGCCGCUUUACAGCCGCGACGGGCUCCUUAAUUUUGUCUGCACGACGCCUAUAGGCUCGUGGAUUAAGUACGAGGUAGCUCAGGACGAGGAGUUUACUCCGCUACGCAUCGCCCAAUUCGGCAAUAGCCCUACUAAGCCCGCGCAUUUUGCAAAGAACGCGACGCGGUUCAGCCUAGGGUUUCUCCCGCAGACCUACGCGGACCCCGCGCAGCCCAACCCUGAUUAUGGCGGCCUGGCGUACCAAGGCGGUCCCAUGGACGCCUUGCUGCUGGACCCCAACGACGCGUCGCAAGCCUCGUCGAUUAGUCUGUCCAAUUGUAGGCUGCCGUCCCGCGAUUUACGGACAGGGGAUGUUUGUCAGGUGAAAGUAGUAGGCGCGUUCGCGGUCGUGCAGCAGAAGAGCCGCCUUUCCUGGAAGCUUCCCGCCAUUUCCGCGGCACCGGCUAGCGGUAGUCGAGGUAGCGGUGCCGGCGAGGAUGACGUGGCGGAUCAGAUCAGUGACGUGGCAGACGUGCAUGCGCUGUUCCCGGGCCUGCUAGACGACAUUCGCGCAUGUGUCAGGUCAAGCAGUCUACAGUCAAGACGCAUUAUGGCGGGUACAAUGAAGCGAACGCGGAAGCUGCAGAUUAGCUGCGGGGACGAGGAGGACGAUGCGUUUCCCAGCCAUGGGCUAUGGGAGAUAAGGAAUGAUGACGUGGACAGCGGCUCGACGAUAGAGUCCAAGCCAGGCGGUGCUACUGGUAGUGGUAGCGGAGCUGAGCGGUCUAAUUUAGAGACGUCCUUAGUAAGAGAAAGCUCAGUGAUUCCUACUCCUAGCACCACCACCACCGUAACGACAAGCAUUGCUGACUUUAACUCAUCGAAAUAUGGCGACUCGGUAUCUUCCGCUUGGGACCACAUUUUAGGAAGCGACGCGACUCCCACCAAAAGCGGCGGCCGCGGGUUGCAUGACUCCCCUCUCACUCCGACCCCGCCAACUCCGAUACACGACAAAAUUCUCCAGUCCACGUCGAUCGAGAUCGGUUACGUCGGCACGCUGACGUGGCGCCAGCUGGCGGUUGACCGCGAUUUGAGGCUGAUUUCCUGGUGGCAUCACGUGCCGCUUUACAGCCGCAACGGGCUCCUUAAUUUUGUCUGCACGACGCCUAUAGGCUCGUGGAUUAAGUACGAGGUAGCUCAGGACGAGGAGUUUACUCCGCUACGCAUCGCCCAAUUCGGCAAUAGCCCUACUAAGCCCGCGCAUUUUGCGGAGAACGCGACGCGGUUCAGCCUAGGGUUUCUCCCGCAGACCUACGCGGACCCCGCGCAGCCCAACCCUGACUAUGGCGGCCUGGCGUACCAAGGCGGUCCCAUGGACGCCUUGCUGCUGGACCCCAACGACGCGUCGCAAGCCUCGUCGAUUAGUCUGUCCAAUUGUAGGCUGCCGUCCCGCGAUUUACGGACAGGGGAUGUUUGUCAGGUGAAAGUAGUAGGCGCGUUCGCGGUCGUGCAGCAGAAGAGCCGCCUUUCCUGGAAGCUUCCCGCCAUUCCCGCGGCACCGGCUAGCGGUAGUCGAGGUAGCGGUGCCAGCGAGGAUGACGUGGCGGAUCAGAUCAGUGACGUGGCAGACGUGCAUGCGCUGUUCCCGGGCCUGCUAGACGACAUUCGCGAAUGGUUGCGAUUCUACGACUCAAUGCUUCUCACAGACAAUGCUGGUGCAUGUGCAUGCAUGGUUCACCUCCGUGCAACACGUGAAGAUGUUGUGGUGUUGGGAGAUUCUUGUGUAGCUGCGGAUUAA